This is a messenger RNA of Fusarium keratoplasticum, 1086 nucleotides long. RefSeq names its product D-amino-acid oxidase. The coding region runs from base 1 to 1086 and encodes 361 amino acids. The transcript is spliced from 4 exons. The record is from RefSeq and is a predicted model, not a curated record. Gene Ontology annotation, molecular function: FAD binding; D-amino-acid oxidase activity. Lineage: Eukaryota; Fungi; Ascomycota; Sordariomycetes; Hypocreales; Nectriaceae.
AUGACCAAUACCGUCGUUGUGAUCGGUGCCGGGGUGAUUGGUUUGACGUCAGCUUUGCUGCUGGCCAAAGAAGGCAAGGAUGUUACCGUGGUAGCUAAACACAUGCCCGGUGACUAUGAUGCCGAAUAUGCCUCGCCUUGGGCGGGCGCCAACGUGAUUCCGUUGGCACCUAAGGAGGGAAGCCGCUGGGAACGAAGAACUUGGGUCGCUCUCAAGAAGUUGACUGAAGAAACCCCUGAAGCAGGGAUUCAUUUCCAGACGACUCAUGUCAUCCGCCGAAACAAGGACAUGGAGGCCGACACGUCUGGCUUCUCAUCUCACUUCUACCAGGAUAACCCAUGGUUCAAAGAGAUCUUCAACAAUUUCCGCGAAAAUCUCCCGUCAGAAGUGGCUCCUGGGUACGACUCGGGAUUCCAGUAUCAGGGUAUCUGUAUGAACACAGCAAUCUUUCUCCCGUGGAUUCUCGGCCAGUGCCUCAAGCACGGCGUUGUGGUAAAACGUGGCAUCAUCUCUCACAUCAAAGAAGCCAAGCACCUGAGUCACACCGGCCGAACAGCCAAUAUCAUUGUUAAUGCCACUGGUCUCGGCUCUCUGAAGCUUGGUGGCGUUGAGGAUACAACAGUGGCUCCCUCUCGCGGCCAGAUCGUGGUUGUGCGAAACGAGACCCCCAAGAAUUUCCCUCUCUUCAUGUGCUCGAGCACCCUCGAUGGGAGCGGUGAGGAGAUUUACGCCAUGCAGAGAGCAGCGGGAGGUGGUACAGUCAUUGGAGGCACAUAUCAGAUCGGCAACUGGGACUCUCAGCCCGAUCCCAACACCGCGAACCGGAUCAUGGAACGAAUUGUGACUCUCUGCCCGGAGAUUGCUGACGGCAAGGGUGUUUCGGGGUUGAGUGUCGUGCGGCAUGGUGUUGGUUUCCGUCCAUGGAGGAAGGAUGGUCUGAGGCUCGAGGAGGAGAAGCUGGAUGACGAGACGUGGAUUAUCCACAACUACGGACACUCCGGUUGGGGCUACAUGGGGUCAUUUGGCUGUGCCGAAGGAGUUGUUGAGUUGGUUGAAAAGGUGACCAAGACUCGAGCAAAGUUGUAA